CUGCUUCCCACCUGAGGGACUCACCUGAGCAUCUGCCGUGACGUGCCGUGCCUGUCGGCACAGGUAUCUCAGCAUCAGAGAGCAGCGGACCCGGAGAUGGCGGAGUCUCAGCUGGUGUGCAUGGACGACGAGCACGUCAACGAGAAGAUCCCGGAGACUAAACCGCAGUUUUACUACAGCGAGGAGCAGCGUGCGGCUCUGGAGCAGCUCCUGAAGAACGGCGACGGGGCCUUCAAGAUGCGCCUCAAAGAAGACAACGUCAAGGACUUCCUCUGCGCCAGGGAGAUCAAAUUCAUCCGGGAAACUUUUCAUGAGUACGAAACGGACAGUGACUCUGAGUCUGCAGAGCAUGAGAAGUCCAAGGCGUCCUCCAUUGCGGACUCCGGUGUCCACUCCACCUACUGGCCCGAGAUGUCGGACACCGAAGUCCCGUCUCUGGACAUCGGCUGGCCCGGCAGCAGCGGCGUCUACAAGGGGGUGACCCGGGUGUCCGUGUUCUCCCAUCCACCCAAAGAGUCCGGGCCGCAUAUCAAGGAGGUGGUGAGGAGGCUCAUACAGGAGGCACACAAGGUGGUGGCCGUAGUCAUGGACCUCCUGACAGACCUGCAGAUCCUCCAGGACCUGCUGGAUGCCUCAUCACGGCGUGGGGUGGCUGUCUACGCUCUGCUGGAGGCCAGGGGAGUGCCCCACUUCCUGGAUAUGUGCACUCGGCUGCAGGUUAAUGCAGUACAUCUGCGGAAUCUCCGUGUGCGGAUGGUGAGAGGUUCAGGGCUGGCCCUGUCAUUUGGAAAGCUUCCCGGGUCUCUGUGCUCUAAAUACAUGCUGGUGGAUGGAGAGAAAGUCAUGUUUGGGUCUUACAGCUUCACCUGGAGUUCCUCUCGGAUGGACAGGAACACGAUCACCGUGAUGUCGGGACAGAUCGUGGACUCCUUCGACAACGACUUCAGGGAGUUGUACGCCGUGUCUGAACAGGUGGACCUCUACAGGGAGUUCAACAUCACCAAGCCGCCUAUUGCAACGCCCAUCAGGAAACCAAAGGUGGAGAAAAUCCAGCCUCUGCCCGUCUCCAUGUCUCGCUUUCAAGUAUCUGUCGGGGACUCCAGACAGGUCGACCUAAAGGUGCCUGCACAUAAAUACCACAAUCCUAAGUACUCUUUAGUUUUUGGGAACAGUACGGGCCUCACAGGUUCCCUACAAGAUCUGUCGACCCCGAGCGACUCGCUCAUCGGCGGGCUGAACCUGAGGAACGGCCUGCAGAACCGCGUUCUCCAUGGCGGCAUAAACAGCAGUGACCACGUGGACCGAGUUCCCCCACAGAGUCCCGGUUCUCCGGCAGACGAGGAGGAUGAGGAUGGAAAGGAAGGCUUGAAGAAGAACCAGGUCUUUGGAGCAAAGAAACAACGGAGCUCCUUCAGGCACUUCCUGAAAGGCAGGGGAGCCAAUCAGAGCACAGAGACAAUAGAGGAAGGCGUGGUCACUCCUCAGGGCCCCUCCCCCACCUGUAAGGUGUCAGAGACCAAUGGUGUCGUGGGAAAUGAGCUAGAGGACUUUGAGAUCAUUGAGAAACCCGGUCCGCUGAAAUUCAAAACCAAGAAGCCCUCAAAGAUCCUUCAGAGAAGUAUGUCCCUGCAGACCAUCAACACCGGAGAUGAAGACGGAUCAAAAAGCCGCCGCCGGCAUCAAAAGAAGAACUGCAUCCAGUCCUGAGAUCAGAAACAAGAGGACAGUCUGUCAUUAGGGUUAUAAAGAGCAGCGGAGGAUCUUGUGGCUGAGUCACAGGAUAACCUCACUGUAACCGGAUGACAUUACUGUCUCUGGCCUUCAGGUUAAAGUCCUUAUGGGAGUGACCACCAAUGAGAUGUUGUAGUUUAACUAAGCAUGUGAGUAAAAAACUUCAAGUGCUGAUGGAGGGAGAUUUCAUCGCCAUUGUUUUAGUUUUUCUAUGGCCGUUUUUAAAUUAAAUUAUUCAACAGUGUUUUUAUAUUUUAUGCUUGAACGUAUACCCCAUCAGAGCAGCCCAGGCUGUGACCAAGGUAGUUUGGGGGCAUUACAUCACACCUUGUUGCUAUGGAGACUGGAGAAGUUGUGCUUGUUGUCCCUGAGUGUCGCCUUACAGACAGGACCCUUGGUAACAGAAUAAGUGUUCAUCGGAGAGUGUUGUACAUGCUGUGAAUAAUGUACACAGUGCUGAGGUGUGCGGUGUUGACACAGUCCAGCUUUGUUUCUGCACGCUGUGUGAGGACUCUGUAUGUUUACACUUUGGGUUUGUUCAGGUGAAACUGGCAAAGAUAAGAUUGGGAAUUCUUGAGAACCACUUUAGAGGCAAAUAAUCCUAAUUUUGUAGCAGAAAUUGAAUAAAAGAGAUGAAACCUCAGAUAAAAAACUGGUUUGUGUGAAAUGUCAAAUAAAAUUCCAA
Molecule: messenger RNA, 2416 nt
Organism: Perca flavescens (yellow perch)
Lineage: Eukaryota; Metazoa; Chordata; Actinopteri; Perciformes; Percidae
Gene: sack1fa
Product: family with sequence similarity 83 member Fa
Exons: 5
Coding region: 97-1707 (536 amino acids)
Biological process (GO): signal transduction
Molecular function (GO): protein kinase binding
Source: RefSeq, a predicted model, not a curated record